AUGAGUGUGCAGCCCAUGUGUGUGCGGCCCAUGAGUGUGCGGCCCAUGAGUGUGCGGCCCAUGAGUGUGCGGUCCAUGAGUGUGCGGCUCAUGUGUGUGCGGCCCAUGUGUGUGCGGCCCAUGAGUGUGCGGCUCAUGUGUGUGCGGCCCAUGUGUGUGCGGCCCAUGAGUGUGCGGCCCCUGUGUGUGCGGCCCAUUAGUGUGCGGCCCAUUGUGCGGCCCAUGAGUGUGCGGCCCAUGAGUGUGCUGCCCAUGUGUGUGCGGCCCAUGAGUGUGCGGCCCAUGAGUGUGCGGCCCAUGAGUGUGCGGCCCAUGAGUGUGCUGCCCAUGUGUGUGCGGCCCAUGAGUGUGCGGCCCAUGAGUGUGCGGCCCCUGUGUGUGUGGCCCAUGAGUGUGCGGCCCCUGUGUGUGUGGCCCAUGUGUGCUGUGCCUAACUCAGAGUGUCCCAGAGCAUUUGUUGCAGCGUCCAUGAUUAAUGAUGGUUGA
Knipowitschia caucasica is the source of this 486-nucleotide messenger RNA. The record is from the annotation of a GenBank genome assembly. Lineage: Eukaryota; Metazoa; Chordata; Actinopteri; Gobiiformes; Gobiidae.